Molecule: messenger RNA, 2160 nt
Organism: Manis javanica (Malayan pangolin)
Lineage: Eukaryota; Metazoa; Chordata; Mammalia; Pholidota; Manidae
Gene: SNX12
Product: sorting nexin 12
Biological process (GO): endocytic recycling; late endosome to Golgi transport
Cellular component (GO): retromer complex; early endosome membrane
Molecular function (GO): phosphatidylinositol-3-phosphate binding
Source: RefSeq, a predicted model, not a curated record
CGUGCGUGGGUGCGCUUGCGCGGGGCCACCGUCCAUGGGUUGGCUGGUUAUUUUGUAAACGGGAGGGGCCGUGCGCGAUUCUGCCUCUGGCCCCUUCCCUUCCUUCCCCGGUCCCGGGCUCUGCUUCGGAAAGAUGUCGGACACGGCGGUAGCUGACACUCGGCGCCUUAACUCGAAGCCACAGGACCUGACGGACGCUUACGGGCCGCCAAGUAACUUCCUGGAGAUCGACAUCUUUAAUCCACAGACGGUGGGCGUGGGCCGCGCUCGCUUCACCACCUAUGAGGUUCGCAUGCGGACAAACCUACCUAUCUUCAAGCUGAAGGAGUCCUGUGUACGGCGGCGCUAUAGUGACUUUGAGUGGCUAAAAAAUGAGCUGGAGCGAGAUAGUAAGAUUGUAGUACCACCACUGCCUGGGAAAGCCUUGAAGCGGCAGCUCCCUUUUCGAGGAGAUGAAGGGAUCUUUGAGGAGUCCUUCAUUGAAGAAAGGAGGCAGGGCCUUGAACAGUUUAUUAACAAAAUUGCUGGGCACCCACUAGCUCAGAAUGAACGCUGCCUACACAUGUUCCUGCAAGAGGAGGCAAUUGACAGGAACUACGUCCCCGGGAAGCGCUGGAGCUCACAAGUACAGAAUGGCAGGAUGGAGCUGAGAAAGGGUGUUUUUCCCCCCUUAAAGUUGAGAGAGAUUUAAGUCUACUAAACUGUUGAUGGAAAGAAGCCAGUUGAGAGGAUGAAGUUCAUGACAUGGAAGAGACUGAAUUCUUAUGGUUUCAGUUGACCUGAUUCCCAAAUGUGUGGUUCUAAUAAUUCUCUCUUCCAAGUUCCAGACCUGUAUAAUCCAACUCUCUGUGGAACACAUCCACUUGGAAAUCCUUCUCAAACUUAAAAUAUCCAAUAUUACACAACCGUCUGUUGUUCCUUGACUUCCCCUUUCAUCAACUCCCAACCCCUCCUGUCAUUUUUCUUGUGGAUUCCUAAAGUAGCUUUCAGAGUGGCCUCUUUUUGUUUCUACCUACUGUCCAAUCCAUUUUCUGUACAGCAGCUAGAGUGAUCUUUCUGAAACUUACAGGUGACUCCUGUAAGCUAUAAACAUUCCCUAUUGUUUUUAGGGUACAAGCCAAAUCCUGUACUCAUCUACAUAAAUUCUGUGCUUCAAGCCUGGUGAACUAUUUCCAGUUCCCAGAGAAAGCUUUGUUCUUUCAUAUACCUCCAUGCUUUCACACAUAACAAUUCCUUCUGCCUCUGAUACCCUCUCCAUCUUUUUGUUCCCACUCAUAUUUUUCUUGGCUAAUUUCUACUCAUCUUUCAAGAUUCAUUUCAGGAUUUCCUUUCUACUUCCUCUGGGAAGCCUUUCUUGUGUUUCCCAGGCCAGGAUUAGGUAUCCCUCUGUAUUUCCUAGUACCUGUGCUUUCUGGUAUGCCACUGUGUUCCCAUAGCACCUGUGCCUUCUUUACCUACCAUACUCUCUUUUUUCUGUAAUUGGCCCAUUCUAUUUUUUCAAUUUUUUAUUUCAAGAUAAUUUUAGAUGUACAGAAGUGUUGCAAAAAUAAAAACAAGGUACAGUUCACAAAUUUGUGUAUCUUUGUUCAGGGGUCAUACUAUUCAUUGUAACAUUCCAAUUUUAUGGUGUAGCACAAAAGUUACAUUUUUGAAUACUGCUUUUAUGUCUGGCUAUUUUACUAAAGUCUUAUAUUUAAAAUUUGCAGGGUUUUUUUGGGUCUUUUAUGUGGACAGUAAUAUCACCUGCAGGUUGUUUUUUAUCCCUGUUCUUAUUUUAAAAAUUAUUUUUUCCUACUUUUUAAAAUUAAGGUAUUAUUGAUACACACUCUUACGAAGGUUUCACAUGAAAAAACAAUGUGGUUACUACAUUUACCCAUAUAAUUGGCCUAUUCUUUUAAUUUUUUAUAAAAAGCAUUUUAGUUCCUCAAGUAAUAUAUUAAUAUGGUUCUGUUAUUUCAGUCAAAUAGUUCUCCUUUUCAAUCCCCUGAUGCAGGUCCCUGUCCCAGAGGAAACCAAUGUUAUCAGGUUGGCAUUUAUUCUUCCAGAUCAUAUUCUGUGUAUUUAAAAAUAGAAAUAUAUUUUUCUUUUUGUUUGUGUAUAAAAUAUAUUUUGUUAUAUGUCUGUUUUCAUUUUUCCCUAUAUAAAUGAUAUCAUACUCUA